Molecule: messenger RNA, 1959 nt
Organism: Pyrenophora tritici-repentis Pt-1C-BFP
Lineage: Eukaryota; Fungi; Ascomycota; Dothideomycetes; Pleosporales; Pleosporaceae
Source: RefSeq, a predicted model, not a curated record
AUGGACGGCCCAAAAGAUGACCUGAAGUGGUUCGGCGAAGGCUUCGACGGCUUCCCCAAAAAGCUACCUGACGACGUCGUCGAAUACAUGGUCUUCAUCAUCGACUCCCGACUUUCCGACAUUCAAACCCGAGAGCGCCUCCAAGCAUUCCAACGUGCUCUUAGUAUCCUGGAAAAGAAGUUUCUCAAAGAAUACAUCUGGCAAAGGGACUCGCUCAAGCUAGAGCUUGUGCGAGAAGAGCGGCAAUGGCUACUCAGGGGGCGCACAAACUACGGCGACAGUGUGGCAGACGAGUGGCUUAUUGUGUAUCUCUUGCGUGAGCUCAGUAAAGAGUUUAAAGAUGCUUGGAUACGAAUCUAUGAUAGCGAUGGGGAGUUUCUGCUGAUCGAAGCUGCGAAUGCGUUGCCGAAGUGGCUGAAUCCUGAAGUCGCAGAGAACAGGGUAUGGAUCAACUGUCAUCGGCUUCUUAUCAUACCCCUGGGUAAAGAGGAGGAGCCUGCGCCCCUCACGCAGGCGCAAGCACUGCAAAUCAUCGACGCUACGCCGGGACGACUUCAGCAGUAUGUCAAGGUUGAAAAGGAGGCAUUUCAUCGUCUGAGCGGGUAUCCAGCUGCCAUCUCAGAAAACCAGCAUCAUGCAACAGUCCCACUCCCGAGGAAAGUCGCUCACAUGCUACACGUAAACCCGUCCUACAUUGCACCAGUAGUUGAAGCCUUUUACUUACGCGAUCCUAUUUCGAUUCGACUUCUUCAGCCCAGCAAGACCAAGGAACCCCUAAUUUUCCCACCCGAAGACUCUGUUGACGUUAGCGUGCGAUUCACAAAAGUGCUAUACGCCCAACUUCUCGGACAGCACUGGGAACCGCCAGCACCAUGGGACGCCGCACUGGAGCACCUCAUCAAGGCCGGCAAGUCAACCGAGAAAGCCGAGAUUGGCAUCAAAAUAGCAGCAGGCAUGCAAAUGCUUCUCUCUUACCCAAUCUACAGCUCCUACAAAUCUACGCGCGAGAUUUCUCUCCUACUCGAAGACCUCGAAAGUGGCGACGACACGCUUCCCACCGACGCCGAAAUUGCAAGCUGGCCCAAACGCGAAGACGACGAAGGGUGGCUCAACAUUGACUUUGCCGAGUUUGAAAAAGAGCUCGAAGGCAAAGGAAGCGGCGCCAAAGACGCAUUCGGCGACAAAGCUGCACAAGAGAAUCUCAAAAAGAUGGUCGAGCGGUUCAACGACUUCCUAGCCGACAAUGAAGCCGGCGCCGAAGGUGCAGACGGGAUCCCGGACCCAAUGGACAUAGACAACGACUCCGACGGCGAAGCCCGGGGCUGGGACGACCCAGAAGACAGCGAUUCCCCACCGCCCUCAACCAACACCAAAACUAACACAAAGGGUAGAAAUAAGGCCCCACCUAAAUUCACCAGGAAGCCUGACUCCGAUGAUGACUCCGAUGACGAUGACACCGACACCGACGACGACGCAGAAGCCGACGCCGAAUACGCCGACUACGAAAAAGCUUACGAGAAAUUUAUGACACUCCCCGCCGCUGAGAAAGCAAUGCUAACAGACGAAGCGCGCGCACUGGCACUUGAACAAGACGCCGAGCAGGAAGAAGAUGACGAGAUCAAGAAAUUGAGUGAGAUGAUGGAGGCGGAACUGUUUAGCCAUGGCGCCCUCAACCUGGAUGCUAAACCGACUCGUAAACCGGGCACUGGGCUGCUGGCGGACGUCAAGGGUAAGGGGAAGCUGGAGGAUGUUGGUGAAGAGAAUGGGGAAGAUGAGGAUGAGGACCUGCUGGAUGAGGACUAUAAUCUUGUGGACAAUAUGCUCAAGGCGUUCAAGGGACAGGCGGGUAUGGCGGGUCCGGCGGGAAAUAUGAUGAGGGCGAUGGGUGUGCAGUUUCCAAGAGAUGCUGAUGAUGAGAUUGAGGGGAGUAGUAAGGGUAAGGGUAGGGUGGUGGAGUAG